UCGGUGUUGCAGAGUGUGUAAAGUCAGCGUGCAUGCGCCUGUGUGUGCGUGUCUGUGAUGUGUGUGAGUGUGUGUGUGUGUGUGUGUGUGUAAGAGAUUGAGUGUAGGUGAAAGGAGCUGCAAGAGCAAGCAAGCACGUGGGUGCACACUUCUAUAAGAGAUAAAUAAAGAGAGUGAGAGAUAGAGAGGGAAGAAGACAGAGCUAGAAGAAACACAGGGCAAGUUGGGAAGCAGAAACAAAAGAGAAAAAGAAAAGGAAAAAAAGAAAUAGAGAGAUAGAGACAUAGAGAUAGUGUACAAUGGAUGACUAUGCCCUGUCCUUCUGGAUUUACAUGGGAGUGAUGUCUGUGUUCCUUGGAGGCACAGUGAAGAAGUUCCUGGCAUCUCAUGUCAGUGCCGUGCCCUCGCUCGUGGCAUGGCUGGGUGCCAUGCUGCUGGUGGAGAGGCUUUGUGCUAUGUGCAUGCCCGCUGUGCUGGCACUCGCCAUCUUCUGUGCCACCUGUUGGCUCUACUCGCUGUGGGCUGCCCCGGCACCGGUCCUGCCUGUCGAAGGCAAAGCUGUUCUCAUCACAGGGUGUGACACAGGGUUUGGGCAUGCUACAGCAAGGCGUCUUGAUGCUAUGGGGUUUCAGGUGUUUGCAACGGUAUUGGACGCAGACGGUGAUGGGGCGAAGCGUCUGAAGAGUAGCUGUUCUCCUCGCUUGACCUUGCUUCAGGUGGACAUCACUCAGCCACAGCAGGUUCAACAGGCUCUGCUCAACACCAAGGACAAGCUGGGCAUGAAAGGCCUGUGGGCGCUGGUGAACAAUGCAGGAAUGUGUGUGAACUUUGGAGACGCCGAGCUCUCGCUCAUGUCAAACUACAGAGGCUGCAUGGAGGUGAAUUUCUUCGGAACCGUCUACGUCACCAAGACCUUCCUCCCUCUACUGAGACAAAACAAAGGCCGACUAGUGACCAUCUCCAGUCCAUCAGGUGAACAGCCCUUCCCAUGUCUGGCAUCCUAUGGGGCCUCAAAGGCAGCACUAAACCUCUUCAUUGACACGCUCCGUCACGAGUUGGAGCCAUGGGGGGUAAAAGUGUCCACGAUAUUACCUUCUUCUUUUAAAACAGGACAGAGCAGUAACACCGAGUACUGGGAGAAACAGUAUCAGCACCUUCUUCAGAACUUGUCGCCAAGCCUUUUAGAAGAGUAUGGCGAAGACUACAUCAUGGAGACCAAGGACCUCUUCCAGAAUUUUGCCAAAUCAGCCAACGAGGACCUGAGCCCUGUCGUUAACACCAUCGUGAAGGUACUUCUCUCGCCACAGCCUCAGGUACGCUACUAUGCCGGGCCUGGCGUCGGCCUCAUGUACUUCAUCUGCAGCUACUUCCCCCGGGGCCUCAGUGACAAGUUUCUGCAAAAACUCUUUAUGAAGAAGAAGGUGGUACCACGUGCACUCAGGAAACAGAAUGAGCUGAACCUCAUCAAGGACAACAACAAUGACAUCAUCAGCAACAACAAUAACAUCACCAGGAUGGAGUAAAUCUGUUGUAGUGCCAUGUAUAUAAAAGAUGCUAGAGGACCACUGAUGUAAUCAAGUCAUAGUGACCCAAUGCCAAUAUGUGUAUUUGUUUUUGUGCUGCUUUAUAUAAUGUAUAAAGCAUUUUGCAUUUUUCUCUUGUCAUUUUGAAGGGAUUGUUGAAUGGGUUUGCUUAACGAGUAACUAUUAAAAACUAUUUUAAUAGAAAUUAAUAUUUGGUUUCCCCAUAAUAUCAGCUGAUCCAUUCCCUCCAAAAUUCUUUGGUAAUAUUAAAUUUCACUAUGUGAUAACACUAGAUGUGUACAGUUUUAUACACGUUCCGAUUUUCUGUACUUGCCUUGGUUACUCCACAGAUAAUAGACUUUAUUUUGCUUACAAAAUAUCCUUUAGAUGGCAUUGAAGCAACAGUGUUCAUCACUACACUCUUAACCUCAGGUGCAUAAAGAGUACACCAUUGCUGCUACUGAGUGCAAAAUUCAUUCAUGGUUCUAGUUCCAGUUCAUCAGAUUCAUUUAUCUACUUCAUCUACUGUUUGGGGUAUGCUGAAACUUCACUUACAGCUUACUUAGCCAGAUACAAGCAAUAUAAUGUCCAUCCAGAGUCACAGUGUUCCAAUCUCCUGUAAAUAAUGACAUUUUUGUUAAGCAGAUCAAGCAGACCCACCUAUUUACAUCCAGUUUUAUUUCCGUUUGUUUGGUUUGAUAUUUUUCCAUGUCACCAUUAUUACUACAAAUCAAAAUAUUUAUUUCUGUUUCUCUAUGAAUCACUUAAACUGUGAAUUUUUAUACAGAACGAUUAAAAGAAAGAAAGAAAUUGUCCGCUUGUUCAUUCUUAGAUCAUAUUAAAUUUGACUUUUUAAAGAAA
This is a messenger RNA of Ictalurus punctatus (channel catfish), 2384 nucleotides long. RefSeq names its product hydroxysteroid (11-beta) dehydrogenase 2 (gene hsd11b2). Gene Ontology annotation, molecular function: oxidoreductase activity. The record is from RefSeq and is a predicted model, not a curated record. Bases 300 to 1523 code for a protein of 407 amino acids. Lineage: Eukaryota; Metazoa; Chordata; Actinopteri; Siluriformes; Ictaluridae. The transcript is spliced from 5 exons.